CAUCCCGUGCCCACUGCCCACUGCCCAGCCCCAGUGCUGGCCUCGUGCGCCUCCACCUCGUCGCCUCCGCCGCCUCGACCCCGCCACCGCCGAGGCGGAACCCGCAUGGCCGCCGACGUGCUGUCCACCGUCCGGUGGGCCACCGCGUGCGCGGCGCUGCUCAACGCCGCCGUGGCAUCCACGGGCGCCGCCGUCGCGGCCCUCGCGCUCCGCCGCUGCGGCGGGGGUGGCGCCCUCGGCCCGGCCGCCGCCGUCGCGUCCGCGGCAUCGGCCUCGAGGCUCCUCGCCUAUGCGGUGGCGGGGUUCGCGCAGGGCGCCGCCGCCUCAGCUAUCGCCGCCGGUGCCAUCGGGGCCCACGUCGACAGCGAGCGCGACCUCCGCCAACUCUCCCGCCUACGGUACAAGAGAUGGCUUUGGUGGACACGAUUUGGAAUGAUCAUUACAAUGCUGCAAUUUGUAUUGGCAAUUUAUUUGAUGUGUGCCAUCAUAAAGGAUGUCUUAGCCGAAGGGUCUUUAAAACAGUGCUUUUCAGGAAAAAUUCAGAACAACAAGGAGUGGAAGCGCAUCUUGUUAAUAGUUUUUCUUGUCAGUAUGUGGGUGGCAAUUGUAGUUCAGUGUGUCACUGGUUCUGAUGUACUAAGGUGGAGAUCAUUUUAUGCAUCACAUGAUAUUGCGUGGAGGGCUCACUACCGGGAGGUGUUUGAUCAUGGAAUCCGUGAAGUUUUGUGCUGUCUAGGGCGGGUCAAGUAUUCGAGUGUGUUGGAAGAUGAUGACAUAUGUGUCGUGGCACAGUUAUUGGGUGAUCUUAUGGCUUAUCGCGCUUCUGGAACUGGUCAUCUUGAGCUUGUAGCAGGUCUUUCACUACUGCAGAAAUCUAAGUUGUCCACUGUUACUUCAAAAGAAUUAGUGGAGGCUCCUCAAGAUCUCAUCCAAGAGGCUGUUCUCUUUCAUCCAUUUGCUGAAGCUGCCUAUACAGGUCCACUGCUUGAUUUUGGAAGGAAUCCUCUUAUGUUUCCUUGUGUGUGGCUCAAUAGGCAAGGUGUUUUGACUCCAUGGACUCGUGCUAGACGACCAAUACUUGAAGGCGAUAACUGCUGGAGAGGGCAUGCAGCUGCUUUCCUAAAAUAUGCCAAUGUGGCCCCGGAAGUCCUUCGGAAAGGUCGUGUUAGCCAGGUAAAUCAGCUCAUCCUCUUACCAAAUUAUAGUUUACAGUUUUGUUGUGAUCAAGUUCUUUUCUUUUUUUUAAAGAUGAGUUCUCUUCUUUUCUGCUUGCAGACGAAACGCGAGGCUGCCUAUUUUGUUAUUGUCUUACAUGAUUUGAGUACAGUAGUCAUUGCUAUCCGUGGAACUGAGACACCAGAAGAUGUUAUAACUGAUGGCUUGUGUAAGGAAUGUUCCCUUACGAUGGAUGACUUGGAUGGGUUGAUCAAUUCUGAUCAGUUGUCCCCUCAACUGAAGAAUACCGUUCUCUCAUCUUUUCCACACUAUGGACAUGCAGGAAUUGUUGAAUCAGCUCGAGAGCUGUACACAGUACUUGAGGGACAGCCCAUGCAUCAAGAUAAGUCAGACACAGUGACAGCUGGAUUCUUAUCUUCUCUUCUUGGGGAUGGUUGUGAGUGCCAUGGAUACAAUAUUGACAUUGUUGGACAUUCUUUAGGAGGUUCUGUAGCUGCACUUCUUGGUAUUAAGCUAUACGGACAAUUCCCGAAAUUACAUGUGUAUGCAUAUGGAGCCGCACCAUGUGUGGAUUAUGUGAUAGCAGAUGCAUGCUCACAAUUUGUUACCAGCAUAGUCCACAAUGAUGAAUUUUCUGCACGAUUAUCCAUGAACUCAGUGAUUAGAUUGCGUGGUUUGGCUGUCAAGGCUCUGUCAAAGGCUUCGCCCAAUUCUGCUAAAGUGGGUAAACUAGUUGGUGGGAUGAUGAAUGCCAGAACGGAUGAGAAAAAUGCCAUAGAGCAUUGUGCUCCAAUUGGUGCUCUGCAGAUAGUCAGUGAGGCUAAGCUAAGUAAUGAUAAAAUGCAUGGAAGGAAUCCAAUGCAUACAAUAAGAGGUGGCUUAUUUCUCUUUGGCAAAGCAAUAUCUUGCUUGGUAAAUACCCCAAAAUAUCGAGUUAGCUCCACAGCAGCAAUUAAUUAUGAGUUGGGCAGAUCUAGAAUGACUACUGCCAGUGAUGGAGGGAAAUGCAUUGUUGCACCCCGUGGUUCUUUGGAUGUUUCACACUGUAGAGAAUCUAGAGAUGAUCAGUUUCAAGAAGAUUACUUUUAUGAAUGCGGUGAGGGGUACAGACUGUCUCGUUUAAAUAAUGGUACCGAACUCACAUCUGCUUCAAAUGACCACAUCAGUACAAUAAGCUCAUCUGAAGGACAGUCACCAGAGGUUUAUCUUCCAGGCCUUGUUGUUCAUGUUGUUCCAGUAAAGAAAAGUACUUCUCCAUUGCAGAAGACAACUGUGACUCGUCGCAAGAAUAGGAGCUACAAAGCAUUUAUCGCUAAUCGGAAAGACUUUAUGGACCUUGUUGUGUCGCCUCGCAUGUUCCUUGAUCAUCUCCCUUGGAGGUGUCAGUAUGCGAUGCAAAAGGUUAUAGAAGCACAGAAACGGGAGCAGCUCAUCCAUGAUUCGUCAGCUGCAGAGGACGCUGUAUGAAUCUAUUAGCUGCGCUUGCCUUCUUUGUUGUACAUACGUUAGGUAAUUAGGAUCACCUGCUCUAUGUGCAAUAUCAGUCUUCGGUGCAUUAUUGUCUGUAAGUAGAUGAGGAUUACUCUGAUCUCAGCAUCGUUGUACACAGCCUUGGAUAGGUUUGCUCUGAGAUCAACGAUACUGGCUCUGUUAUUAAUGAAGCCAGCGUAGUAGAUUAUAACCACCAGUAUAGUAGGUUAGAGCAUAUAUAUAGCAUCAAAUUUGGUUACAACAGCAUUGUAUAGGCUUUGCUCUGAGAUGAACCACAAACCGGCAUUGUUAUUUAUGAAAUUGGAGCGGUAUCAAUCAGUGCUGUAACUUAUAUCAAAUUUAUGAAAUUUCGUUAUUUAUGAAAUUGGAGUAGCAUGAAAUUGAAAUCUGA
Molecule: messenger RNA, 3058 nt
Organism: Setaria italica (foxtail millet)
Lineage: Eukaryota; Viridiplantae; Streptophyta; Magnoliopsida; Poales; Poaceae
Exons: 12
Coding region: 106-2643 (845 amino acids)
Biological process (GO): lipid metabolic process
Source: RefSeq, a predicted model, not a curated record